This is a messenger RNA of Volvox carteri f. nagariensis, 828 nucleotides long. RefSeq lists its product as uncharacterized. The transcript is spliced from 8 exons. Lineage: Eukaryota; Viridiplantae; Chlorophyta; Chlorophyceae; Chlamydomonadales; Volvocaceae. The record is from RefSeq and is a predicted model, not a curated record. The coding region runs from base 1 to 828 and encodes 275 amino acids.
AUGCCUCCAAUUGCCACAGAACGUGACAAGAUGCGGACCUGUUACACCUAUUCCAUGCCCUGCUGCGCGGGUAGAGCUGCUGCUUCUAUUGUCGUGCUCAUCUGUAGGGCUGCGUUGAGGAGCGGAGCGAUCCAAGUUUCCAGGACCUGCACCGUUCGCACGGCGCUGUACAGGGAUGCCGUUACGUCACUUUCAGCAGACAAGCGUGAUGAUUGUGACGCAUUGCCGAGUACGUCUCGCCCAAGUUGGGCACUGACAGCAUGCGCGAUUUCCUGUGGUGUUGCAUUGUCGCUGGCGCCGCCGUGCCCUGCAAAUCCCUACUUGGAAAGCAAAAAAACCAUCAUCUUGGGUGUGACCAAUGAAGGCACCAUCCGCGGCUGUCAAGGCAACGUCAACCCAAACUGCGUGUCCACCGCAUCCACCAACGAGCUAUACGCGCCUGCGUGGCGAGCUAACACGCGCACCGCCAAGGAAGCGGCGCAGGAGAUGGAGCGCACGGUGCUGGCCUUGUAUCCCGAUUGGUCCCUCGCCCAGUCCCAGAGCUAUGACUUUGGAGAGUAUCGGGCGUUCUUAGCGCCGUCGCUCUUCGGGAAGGACAUCCUUGAGUUUCUGAUCAAGGAGGAGUCCGUCAACAAUCGGAACUGGGAGGGCGACCGCGAGGGGCCUUAUGUCACGUAUCGAUCCCUGGCAGGCAGUGUCAAGUACAUUUGGCCUAUUCAGCAGCCCCUCUCGGACUUUGGCGCCCAGAAGGCCAGACUUCAGGAGCUCAGGGAAAAGCUAAGGUGGCAGGUCAUUGGCUGCGAGCUAAUCGAGUGCUAUGAUUACUGA